AUGAAUAUAAAUAAACUUUAAAUCAGAAAUUAAUCGCAGCCAUCUAUUUGGAGUGUGCAUCAGCCUCAAAUAAAACCUUGCACCAGACCAAAAAUCAAUCACAAGAGAAUUAUUUUACCUAUUAUCUCUCCAAAUCCGACAAUUGGCUACUAUUGUCCAAAUUUACAAAACAUAUACACAAAUCCCAAAAUUGCUAGAAUGCGUAGUAUUACCAAAAUUCCAACAAACAAUGACUAUUUGGUAGAAAAACUAAAACACCAAUCAAACACCAAAAAGUCUCAUUCAUAACUUACUGUUUUAGAGCUAAUGCUCAAAGAAGUCAAUGAAGAAGUUGAUCAGGAUCUCAAAGACAAUCCUGUAUAUAAUUAUAUUUUUUUAUGAAUAUUAGAAAUGUCCUAAAACCCCUCUCUAAUUGCAACCGUUGAAUGAUAAUUUUUUAGAUUAACUCAAAUAUCUAAGGCUGAAUUUAAAAAGACUUCUCAAAAAGAAAAUAUGA
Molecule: messenger RNA, 496 nt
Organism: Paramecium sonneborni
Lineage: Eukaryota; Ciliophora; Oligohymenophorea; Peniculida; Parameciidae
Source: the annotation of a GenBank genome assembly